UGCAAGUGCUCGACAACAGCCCACGCAUGCAGACGAUUAGUCUGUAAAACAAAUUUAGUUGAAAUUAACAUUGCAAAAAUGUCCUACACGGGGGCGUUUCUUUCCAACGUGCAAAAUCAACUAGGAAUUAUCACCGCUGUCAUAAUUGGCUAUUUCGUGAAAAAAUAUUUCUUCGAUUCGCCUGAAAAUUCGACUUCCGCUAAGUGGAAAUCGCCUUUUGCUGAAGAUACGAGAAGACCAGUGACUCUAUUAGAAACUGAUCAUACCAAACGCGAUCAAGUCAUGAAAAAAGCCUUCACUAAGCAGCUGGCGACAGAGAAGAAAUGGGACGCAAUUGUUAUCGGUUCGGGAAUAGGAGGAAUGACCGCAGCAGCCCUUCUCAGCAAAGCUGGAAUGAAAGUCCUAGUUCUCGAAAAACAUUACAAAUGUGGGGGAUCCUGUCACACCUUCAGAGACGAGGGUUACGAAUUUGACGUGGGAAUUCACUACGUAGGAAAUUUCCUCCGCCCCACUCUGACUAAGACAUUGGUGGAACAAAUUAGUGACGGACAAAUUCAGUGGGCUCAAUUUGAAAAUAACUUUGACCGUCUUAUUCUGGACGCCAUGACUCCAUCGCAAAGAGAGUACAGCAUCGCUUCAGGUCCGGAUGGUUUCAAAAACCAGUUGCUGAAGCAGUUUCCCGAUGAAGUGAAAGGCAUUGAAACGUUCUUCACGUUACUCAAAAAGGCGUACAAACCCCAAGGAACGAUGUCUUGGUUUGGAGUGAAAUUACUUCCCUUAUGGCUCGUUAAUUCGCUCAACUAUUUUGGCUUGCCAACUUAUUUGAGCAGCUUCUACUCUCUAAGUCACCGCUCAACUAAAGAUGUCGUAGAGAGUUUGACGAAGAACAAGGACCUGCAGUUUUUAUUAUCGUACAGCACCGGCGGAUUCGGCUUACCGCCUAGUCAAGUGAGCUUCUCGAUGAUGGCCCUGUUGCAUGUCCAUUGCUGUGAAUAUGGAUCUUGUUACCCGAUUGGUGGAGCUUCUGAAAUGCCUUACCAAAUCAUCCCGGUCAUCGAGCGAUCAGGUGGUCGUGUUUUGAUGAAGGCGAACGUCACGCAAAUUCUAAACGAAGGAGGAAAAGUGACAGGUGUCAGAGUCGGCAACAAAGAAAAUUCGGCGGUUGACAUUCAGGCUCCGAUCGUCAUAUCUGAUGCGGGUUUACACAACACUUUGCAAGACCUACUUCCGGAACACGUAGCCAAGAAGUCGCCCUGCUGGCCACUAACGAGUGCCAUUAAACCAGCCGCCGGUAACAUAAGUGUCUUUAUAGGACUUAAAGGCUCACCCAAAGAAUUAGGCCUCACGGCACAGAAUCUCUGGAUCUAUUCAGGGUCUAAUACCGAAGAUCCAUUUCACGACAUUAUGAAUUCUAAAUCUCCCGAAGAAUUACUUUCGAAACCUUACCCAGCACUUUUCAUUUCAUCCGGAGCAGCAAAAGAUCCUACGUGGGAGGAUCGGUAUCCAGGUCGCAGUGUCAUAUCAGUUUUGACGUUUAUCCCAUAUUCUUGGUUCUCCCAGUGGUCCGAGACGACAGUAAAGAAGCGAGGCGAUGAGUACAAUGCUUUAAAACACGAAAUUGGUCAAAAAAUCAUUGACCAGGUGGUUCAUCUUUUCCCCAAACUCAAAAAUAAUAUCGACUACUACAGCGUGGGGACUCCGGUGACUAUCGGACAUUUCCUAACGACUAAAGAAGGCGGCACUUUCGGAAUGGCACACGGCAUCGAACGUUUUUGCCCGAAGCAGUCGUCUUUAUUGCGACCCGAGUCAGGCAUCAAAGGCUUGUAUUUUACCGGCCAAGACGUGACAUCGACUGGAUUCGGAUCUUGCAUCUACUCCGGAUUUCUGUGUGCCAGCGCCAUCUUGAACAAACACUAUUCUCUACUGUAUGAAUUGUACACGCAGCACAAGAAACUAUAUGGGCCACCUAAACGCUCCGACGAUCUAUUUUUCUAGUUAACUCCGAGUCUUUGUAUCUUUCUUUGAGUGAUGGGCACCAAGAAAUAAAGUUACUUUCAUUUUAAA
Molecule: messenger RNA, 2064 nt
Organism: Daphnia pulex (common water flea)
Lineage: Eukaryota; Metazoa; Arthropoda; Branchiopoda; Diplostraca; Daphniidae
Product: all-trans-retinol 13,14-reductase-like
Exons: 11
Coding region: 79-1995 (638 amino acids)
Source: RefSeq, a predicted model, not a curated record